Danaus chrysippus (African queen) is the source of this 1470-nucleotide messenger RNA. NCBI's taxonomy places the organism in Eukaryota, Metazoa, Arthropoda, Insecta, Lepidoptera, Nymphalidae. The record is from the annotation of a GenBank genome assembly.
AUGGUUAAUAACGUUCAUCCGAGAGUGGCACGAGCAGAUGGGGCACGUGCGCAAACCAGCGCUGGCUCGCGGCUGACUUCUGACGUGCUUCCAUUCGACAUGAACGAAUUGUCCGUCUCUUACACCGAUCCGUCAAGAAUGCAAAUCUACUCGCAGCACCCGACGGAACUGUCUAUUCACGCUGUGUCCACUGCCGAGUUGUUAAAACCAAAAGAGGAACCGGUGUACAACCUGUCACCGUCUGCUUUAUGCACGGUCACCCUACCGCAUACUGGAGGUCUGUCCUACGAUAGUCGCAUGUGUCUCCAAGAGUCAAACACUCCAGACUCCUUCAAUCAGCCAGAGAUGAAGGAAGCUGAAGAUUUUUCUCGGGUCUAUCAGACCCUAACCCUCUCUGCGCUUUCCAGAGAAGAUUCUGCUAACCCACCUACAAGCAGCGAGAAUAAGCCCAAGCCAAAGCCUACCCCGGCAGCUAGUCCUGGCAGUUCACCUGAAAUGAACCCACAGUCUACUACACCAUCUUCACAGGCACUCACAAAACCGCCAUACUCUUACGUGGCUUUGAUUGCCAUGGCUAUCACCAAUAGCCAGAAUAAGCGCGCAACCCUAAGUGAAAUAUACGCUUACAUUACCAAAGAAUUUCCAUUCUUCGAGAAGAAUAAAAAGGGCUGGCAAAAUUCAAUCAGACACAAUCUGAGCCUGAACGAAUGCUUCAUUAAAGUACGCAGAGAGGGCGGAAGUGAAAGCAAGGGAAAUUAUUGGACACUUGAUCCGCAAUGCGGAGACAUGUUCGUGAACGGCAACUUCAGGCGGCGGCGUCGCAUGAAGAGACCAUUCAGGGCCGCUCCAUAUAAGACAAUGUUCGACGGCUACGUCGCCCACGGCGGUCAACACCCCCACAUGCCCAUCCAGCUCGGGCACAGGAACUACUUCGGUUCUAGUACACCUUACCCUCCGUCUUACCCGAGAUAUGAUGCAUGGCUGAGUCAGCCGACAGGCGGAUUGGGUUACCCUGCUCCGAUAGCUCGCAGUCCCCCUGGUUGCUCCCCCCAGGCAUCUAACGUGAACCCCUUUUCCUCCCACCAAAUCCAAGGACAGUUACAGAGCCCGUUGCAAUCCAUGCAACCGAUGACGAUGAAUUACAACACGCUCAAUGUUGCCGCCAUAGGUGAGUUUGAUGGCUCUUCUAGUCCUGGUUCUGGUUACGCCGCUGGUAGCUUUUCUCCAAAUCGUCAUCACGAUAUUGUCACUUCAUCUGAUGCUGUUUCUCGUUUUUCGUUUUGGCCCGAAGGUGGAUCGUCGAGUCCCAACUCUGGAUAUGUUCCAACUAACUUCUCCCCUCGCAGACAUGAUGCUGUCUCCUCCUCCGAUGCUGCUGGUCGCUACUCUUUCUGGCCUGACGUUGGUGUUAAAGAAGAAUCGUCAUCAAGCCUUGUGGCGAAUGGAGGUUAUACUAAGUAUUUCAUGUAA